Molecule: messenger RNA, 3665 nt
Organism: Esox lucius (northern pike)
Lineage: Eukaryota; Metazoa; Chordata; Actinopteri; Esociformes; Esocidae
Gene: cabp7b
Product: calcium binding protein 7b
Exons: 5
Coding region: 1023-1670 (215 amino acids)
Molecular function (GO): calcium ion binding
Source: RefSeq, a predicted model, not a curated record
GGCUGUCAUCACUUAAGGGGAGUGGAAAGCUUAGGGAGCUUGGACUGAUCGAGGCAACCAAAAUGAGACAACAGUACAUAGCAGUCGGCUCAAGGAUUAAUCUAUAAACGGAGUGUUUCCCCAUUUGAAGAGACAUGGGUCGUCCAGGAAAUCCCAUGAAUAUUAAAUAUAUAGAGACUGAUGGUAUUCAGUUUUGUUUUCAUUAAGUUGUUAGACAAUACCUUUUUUUAUUUCUGCCGCCAAAAAAAAACGCUAUUGGUAUUUUCAUUGAUAACGUUAAGGACGGAAAUAUGUUCUAUAACAUAACGGGUCUGUUGCAGCUGUUCUGGGCUAUUGGCUACAUUCAGUUUUGACUGGUCUCGAGUGAAGACAAAGGAAACGGGAAAGAAAGUGUAAGGAGAAUGGAGGCAAUUUGUUGAUCUAUGAUAUAUAACCACAACCUGUAGGACUUUAAAAAAAUCUUUGCAUGUUAAUCCUAUCAAACGCUCAGUAGAGGUAUACACAAAGGUGGAAUCGCAUGUAUUCGAAUCCCAUGCGCACAGUUUAUAUGCUUUAGACAAGGAUUUUGGUCUAGUUGUAUUUUGAUCUAUUUUAUGUAUUUGAUUAAUUUUCCAUUCAUUCCCGGACAACAUUUGAUGCAAAAAAUAUUUUUUUGUAAUGUUCGUUUUAUGAGACAUGAAAGAGAAUUACGCACAAUAAUAUUUGCCGCAACAGUCUUGAUAUCUUUCUGUAAUUGCAAAGCAAACUUGGCGAUAGGCUACAUAAGCUUGGUGUAUAGCCAUUACAUGCACUGAAAACAAAGGCAGAAACACUUGCCACUUCGUCCGGGAUUUCGGAAUCUUCACUGAUAUCUCAACAUGCUGCAACAAAAAGCAGAAACGGUCAAAUGACAUAUCCCGAACAGAGAUAUUUUUUCUUCUUCCUUCAAACUUCUAUUCUUCAAAGUGGACUAUAGCAAAGUUUCGGUCAGCAAACUACAGUGAGCUAUAUGAAGAUCGAGACACAGAUUUUCCCUCGCAGAAAUGCCAGUGCGAAUGCCAGUUCGAGCCACCAGGUUCAUGUACAGGGGAAAUUGCACUAUUCCAGAUAUAUUAUCAUACCGGACCCCCAUUAAUCUGCCCGAGGAUGAGGUGGAAGAGAUACGCGAGGCCUUCAAGGUGUUUGACCGAGAUGGAAACGGGUACAUCUCAAAGCAGGAGCUGGGGGUGGCCAUGCGGUCGCUGGGAUACAUGCCCAAUGAGGUGGAGCUUGAGAUUAUUAUCCAAAGGCUGGACAUGGAUGGCGAUGGCCAGGUUGACUUUGAGGAAUUUGUUGCACUGCUUGGACCAAAGCUUAUUGCUGCUGGGAUGCCUGAUAAGGUUCAUGGGGCAAACUUUGACUCUGUAUUUUGGAAGUGUGACAUGUCCAAGUUGACUGUGGAUGAGCUGAAGAGGCUGCUUUAUGACACCUUCUGUGACCACCUCACCAUGAAAGACAUUGAGAACAUCAUCAUGACUGAAGAGAGCCACCUGGACAGUAAGGAGUGCCAGGUGGACAUUGACACGAGCCCAACACAACAGGUGAAGCACACAUGUGUGCGGAAGAGCCUGAUUUGUGCCUUCGCCUUUGCAUUCAUCAUCAGUGUAAUGCUUAUUGCAGCUAACCAGAUGCUCCGUAGAGGUAUGAAGUAGGAAGCCCUGUCCACCACAAGCAGAGGGGAAAAUUGUUUUCUUCGUCGUCCUUUCACCCACACAGUGACAAAGCAGAGACAAAAUUAGCAGACAAAAGGAACCAAAAUUACACUUCAUUUUUUUCUCCAGAGACAAUAUUUUCAAUGACCCUUAUGUCCUGAGUAAAGAGCAAAGACUCGGUUACAAAAACUGUCACCUGGACAAAUCGGCACAGGCCAGGAACCUAAGCCACAAAAUGCAUUGUUUACGGUUUACCAUUAGUUUCAGAUGUCCUAAAGGUUGCUACCACCAAAUGAGAAAAAUGGCUUGUAACAAAGAGUACUGAAAACAUACAAAGCAGUGUUAGCAUCUAUAGAUUAACAUCCCUGUAUUGUUGGCGUAUACCAUUUGUUAUUGGAGAGAAAUGGCAAAUGUUGUUAGCCUCCUUUCAAGUAUUCCCAGAGAAAACUGAGUAAAGCCCUAGUAUUGGCACUCUUUUGAAACAUGAUUUACAUUACUGGUACAUAUUUUAUGGUAUUAGAUCCUGCCCCUACAACAAAGCUGGUAGCCAAUGACAUUUGCUAAAGAUAAUGAUAUUUGAGAUGUUACAUGAUUAUAUAAUGUUUUUCUGUUUUACUUCUUAAGCAUGUAUAGUAUUAAUAAUUAUAGUCCUUAAACCUAAGAUGCAUCUGCCAAUUCCAAGUUUACUUAGCUCAGUUCUCCAUCUCAACACACAUCAUGUGUACAUGUAAAUAAUACCAAGUAAUAGGUUUUGUGUAAUUCCUCUGUGGUGUUUAACUUCUAAGUCAGAUGUAUUUAUUGAAAUGAUUAUGCAAAUUAGAGUUAUUAAAAGUACGUUGUACGUUAAAGUUUACUGUAAAUAAUAUGUACUGUAUAUUCUGUGAAUGUGGAGAAGAUUUCAAAAGCUCUACAAGUUUUACAGUAUGCUGUGAAAGACAUUAAAACAUAUCAUGGAGGACAAUGUUGUUUUGUUUGGCUUUUGUCUACCAAAACAACAUUCAGCUAUUGUUUAAAUUUUGACAUGGUUCUAUUUUCUUAAUGAAAGAAGAGACAUCAAAGAUGAUAUCAAGAAUGUAAACAUAUGAUAUUUUUUUAAAAUCAGGGUUCUACUGUAUGAUUUUCAGGGUUACUGAAGCUGGAACAUCAAUAUACAUUUUAAUGUUCAUGGCCAUACUGUUUUUUUCAUAUAUUUAUGUUCAAGUUUUUUAUCAAUCGUUAUGAAGUUAAUUAUCAAUUUUAAGUGUUAUAUUUUGUUUAUUUUUUUUUAUUACAAAAUGUAUCAAGAAUAUAUCAUACCUGAGAAUAAUACUGUAUAUCCAAGAGUGAAAAAGAAUGGGGCCUGCAAUAGUUACCUGGCUGUUGACAAAGUGUUGCUUGAUUAUCUGUUCAUAUAUUUAUAAUGAAAAUUAAAACUAUAUGAUGUUAUGCAUUUGUGCAAAUGUGAAAUAGCCAGUGUAAUAGACAUUACAAACAAAAAUAUUAAAGCAAUGAUAUUGUACGUAUAUGACCAAUGUUACGUUGCAUUUCUGUACAGUUUGAGAGUGUUGUUUAUUCAUAUCCCUCAGUAUGUCAUAUGUAGCAGUUUUGUUCUCUAUAUGUGACUGUGAUUGUCAUGGAAACCAUAAUGCAGCUCUAAUACUUUGUGUCAAAUGCAGGGGGAAAUGCACAUAUCAAUAAUUUCAGAAUAACCUGCUUUAUGGACCAACCAUUCUUUAUGGAAAAAUAACUUGCAACAAAUGUAUUUCUUGUCAGAAAUAAAUGUCUUGCAAAUAUAAAUGCAAUACUGUAUAUAUGGAUGGUAAGUGGAAAGUAUCCCUUAUGUGAACCUUCAGGUGUCCUUGCACUGUCUAUUGUUGCCUUUUGUUGAGAUUUCUAUGGCAUUCUUUCAGCAUAUCAGUAAACUCAUCCUAUGCACUAUAACUGCACAUGUAACCAUCAACACAUCAAAUAACCAUUUAGAAAAGUGAUGUCUGGAUGCAUGUUGUCCAAUAAACA